This is a messenger RNA of Clonostachys solani, 2496 nucleotides long. The record is from the annotation of a GenBank genome assembly. NCBI's taxonomy places the organism in Eukaryota, Fungi, Ascomycota, Sordariomycetes, Hypocreales, Bionectriaceae.
AUGCCCCUGUACAUCAUCCUUUAUACAAUUUUCUGCUUGGCCUUGAUGGUCAAAGCAGGACCAGAAGAGACAGGAAAAUAUGGCAAAUCAUUAGACAAGCCUGAAGCGACCACUUAUUCAACAGCCCCGGCUAUAUUCAUACGGGUAAACGCCAUCGGUCGAGCAGGCCUUUUGAUACCACAAAAAAUUGUCUCCGUAAAGAAUGCUGCUAUUCGAAAGAAGGCCGCCCCUCCAAAGAAGCAAGCCAGCCCAAAAAAGAAAGCCGGCUUCCCAAAGAAGGCCACGCCUGUGAAGAAGACUAGGCCUCCAAAGCAAGGGACGCCAAAGAAGGUCGACUCACAGAAGAAAGCCAGUCCUAAACCUGGGUCUCAGAAGAAGACAGCACCGGGAAAGAAGGCCUCAAGGAAGCCUCCACCAGAUAAGACCCCAAAGAAGUCCAGCCCGAAGGGUCAUGCUGCGAGAAAGGCUGCUCAUAAGCAGGCCCCUUCUCAGAGUAAGAUUUCCAAGGGAAAGGGUAUUUGGCGUCAUAAAACUGCCCCAAGCAAGAGAAUUCCGAAGUCGACUUCAAAGAAACUCCCCUCAAAGAAGAAUGAGUUGAAAAAGGCGACUACCAAGAAGUCCACGCCCAAAGGGAAGACUUCCAAAGGAAAGCCUCAAGGCAGGACACGUCCUGGCGCAAAGUCCAAAGUGUCAAAGAAGGGAGUUUCGAAGAAAAGGAUCCCCCCCAAGGGCAAGACUGGUCUAAAAGGGAAGUCGUUCGAAAAGAAAGCAUCUCCGGUACCAGGACAAGGUGUACCAAGAGGGAAGACCGACAUCAAGGGAAAAUUGACUUACAAACCAAAAGUCGCAAAAAGCAAGACUCCCAGCCAUGGCAAGGCUCUAGGCAGUAAGACAUCACCCGGCAAAAACAACGGUCUAGGCAAAAAGGAGAGGCUUAGUAGCAAGAAGCGUCCUGGCAACAAGAAGAUUCCACAGACCAAGAAGACUUCGAAAAAGAACAAUCCUGUCGGCAAAGAGAAGACCCCUAGCAGCAGGAAGAGUCCCAAACACACGAAGGCUCCUGGAAGUCAGAGGUCAAAUGGCAAAACGAAGACCCAGGGUAGUAAGAAGGCUCUCAGCAACAAGGAUUCUACCAGGAACAGGAAGGCUCCUAAGGAUAAGAAGACUUCUGCUAAGACUGGCACCUCGAGGAAGAAAAGCUCUGCCAGCCCGGCCCAGCGCCCAAAGAACAAGAAGGUUGCUGGACAUCCUAGUAGGGCUCAAUCUCACACAAAGUCCAAGGGCCCCAAUGUGGCAAAGCCAUCCAGAAACCAUGAGGCGCUUGGUGCCAAGCCGCCAGCGGAAAACCAGAGCAGCUGCCUCAUCCAGACCAAGGGUGGGAAGGUGAAGCGCUCAGAGGGCCCGAAUUGUGGCCCGACAACGCCCAAACCAGCAACUAAACCAGGAACAAGUGAGAACGGGGGGAAGGAGGAGAAAAAGGAAGAAUGGAAAGCCCCUGAUCUUGGGAUGAAACAGGACUAUAGCGUGCAAAACGAGGGUGGUGGAAAGCUGUAUUCUUCUGUCCUCAGGCUGAAAAAGGGAACCCCAGCACCAACACCAGGAGAGCUCGCCAAAAUUGCAGUGGAAGCACAUAAACAGUGGCAAGACAAAUACGGGAAGGACGGUGUUGUUCCUGAUGUCACGACUGUAGAGUACUUCAACCCAAAGAGGGGCCGGAGGGGCAGCGCAAGGAUCCUCAUUUCCACCUCCGAAGUCCACGGAAAGGGUGUCGCCAAAGACCAGGAAGUGCCUGCGAGAUACCUCAAGGAAAGCAAGCCAGAAUGGGAGGACAGGCCGAAAAAAGAGCACCUCUAUGGAGCCAAGUGCGGCGAAUUUGGGGUGAUGGGUCUUCAUGGGAAGUGCUUUCCUGGACAACUGCCGCAUAGGCAGAAGAAGAAACCUAUGAUAGUCACAGUAGGAAAUGAAGGAACCAAAUCCCAGAGGAUCGUUAUUCGCCCUCCAUGCAAUGGUAUAAGGACAGGGAAACAGGGUCCGCCAGACAGUGGAAGUUGUGAUACUGUGGUUAAAAAGGCAGGAUACAUGGUCGUUCCUGAGGAUACCAAGAUCGCCGACUCCUUUAACUUGGGUGAUUUCAAGACUGAGGUUCGGCCUCUUGGACAUCCUUCAAGAAACCACCCUCCUCCUCCUGUGCGCAUUGCUUCGGCGUACGAAAUAGCGCAAAGACAAGCAGCAGCGGCAGAGAAACGCGCAAGGGAGCAGGCAAGGAAAGAGGCUAAGAAAGCGGCCAAGGAAGAGCAAGCAAACAACCCGGGAGGCGCUUCCAAUGAGUUCAGUGAUGAGGGUUUCGGAGAUUUGUUCGGCAGAAAUAAGUCGCCAAAGGGGUGGAAAGUCGUGCACAAUCUCGAUAUCUUCACGCAAAGGGUGCUUUGCGAGUAUCUCAUCGAGUUUGCCGUUUCUAAAGCCGCCAAUAUCAUCAAUAAUCUUGACAAGAUGUAG